Messenger RNA from Lagopus leucura (white-tailed ptarmigan), 990 nucleotides. Its product is annotated as titin-like. Lineage: Eukaryota; Metazoa; Chordata; Aves; Galliformes; Phasianidae. Bases 87 to 923 code for a protein of 278 amino acids. The record is from RefSeq and is a predicted model, not a curated record. The transcript is spliced from 3 exons.
AAGAUUUCUAUACUCCUUUCUAAAAAUGAUCCUUUCUUCCCUUGGUAGAACCUCCUGUGUUCAGCAGGAAGCCCUCUCCAGUAGACAUGCUCAGAGGAACUGAGGUUAGCCUGGAAUGUGAGAUUUCAGGAACACCACCAUUUGACGUUACCUGGUACAAAGACAAGAGACAGAUCCGCAGUAGUAAGAAGUAUAAGGUUACAGCAAAGAACUACCAUACAAGCAUUCGCAUUCUUAACGUUGAAGUUGCAGAUGUUGGUGAAUAUCAAUGCAAAGCUCAGAACGACGUAGGAAGUGACACUUGCUUUUGCACGAUGAAGCUGAAAGAACCGCCGAAAUUCGUGACAAAAAUAAACAGCGUGACUGUUGUGGUUGGUGAACCAGUGGAGUUCCAAGCAAGAGUGGAGGGCUCCCAGCCGAUUUCUGUGCAGUGGCUUAAAGACAAGGAAGAAAUUAUUAGAGAAAGCGAAAACACAAAGAUCACAUUUAUGGAAAAUAUUGCAACUUUACAGCUUGUACACACAGAAACAAGCAGUGCUGGGAAAUAUAUCUGCCAGAUCAGAAAUGAUGCUGGAAGUCGCGAGUGUAUGGCUACCUUAACUAUCCUAGAGCCUGCAGUCAUUGUAGAGAAGGCAGAGCCAAUGAGGGUUACUAUAGGAGAUGCCUGUACUUUGGAGUGCAAAGUGGCAGGCACACCAGAACUAUCCACUGGGUGGUUUAAGGAUGGCAAAGAACUGACCAGCAGCCAAAAAUACAGAAUUACUUUUGUCAACAAAGUAUCUACACUUAAAAUUAUGGACACAGAGAAAGAAGAUGGUGGAUUGUACACUUUUGCAGUGCAAAAUGAUGUGGGGAAAAGCAGUUGCACGGCAUCGGUUGAAGUUUUAGGUUGGUUGUGUAGUUUGUCUUCUAUCUUUUACUAAAACUUUCUUUUAUUCGCAUAUUCUUUUCUUGAUUCCAUUCCUUUCCUCCUUUUCUUUCUAACAAUGG